Messenger RNA from Astrephomene gubernaculifera, 1916 nucleotides. The record is from the annotation of a GenBank genome assembly. Lineage: Eukaryota; Viridiplantae; Chlorophyta; Chlorophyceae; Chlamydomonadales; Astrephomenaceae.
CGGCAUCCAAGCGCAACGUCUAGCAGUCUUUUGCCUCGAGCCUUACUUGCUGAUUGGAAAAGCUUCUUAGCCCUCGAACUGCUUUAAGCAUUCCCAAGGAAACAUGUCAACGCAGCAGCCACCGGAGCAGCCAGUUCCAUCACGCAUCUGGCCUCAACUGCUACCAGAGCUUGCGGAGCUCAUCAUCAGCUUCCUGCCGCCCAACGAAAUCGCCUGCACCGUACGGCUGGUCAACAAGGCCGCAGCAGCGCAGUUCCGCAGCCCUCGCUUCACAACCAUUUAGCUGUCUUCCCCCGUGCCCCCGCAUGCCUAUAAAGAGCACUGGGAACAUGCGGGCGUCAUGCAGAAGCUGACUCGCAUGCAAAGGGUGCAGCUACUGUCCCUGACUGCCGCCAGCGGCAGCAUUCCUAACCUGGAAACUGCGCUUGCAAGCACGGGAUGCCUCCUCUCGGGGGCUUUACCACCGUUGCGGUGGCCCAUGGGUUGUUGCUUGAUGUUGGAUGCGGCCGCUGCGGGGCAGCUGGAGGUAUGUCAGUGGCUGUGGCAGCAGCACGGCUGCCCUCUGCACGCUGCCGUUGAAGCUGCAGCUGCUUCAGGGCAGCGGGCCAUCUGCGAGUGGGGCCUGGCUGCCGGUUGCCCCUGGGCAUCAAUUUUUGCGUACAAGGCUGCUGAACAGGUCCACGUGGGCCUGAUGGAGUGGCUGCUGCACAAGGGGACACUGAUGCCAACUGGGGAAAUAGCCUUCUCUCUGCUUGAAGCGGUGGCAGCGGGCUGCGAUUUGUUAUGCCUGCAGCGGUUUUAUCAGGAAUGGGUAGGUGCACACCCAGAUCAGCUCGAGGAGCUGGACCUGCACGAGUGGUGCAAAUGGAGCAUUCUGGCAGCCGCAGCCGGCAGCCCCACACCCGACUGGCAGGCCAAGGUGGAGUGGCUGGAGGCACGGGGCUUCGAGCAGUUUGAAGACGCCUGCAAGAAAGCUGCCGGCUGCCCAGACGCACUGGACCGCCUGAGGUGGCUGCGGGGCCGGGGCUACCCGCUGCAGCUGGGUUCGGCUAUACCAGCAGCAGAAAGGGGCAACCUGGAGGUUCUUCGGUACCUGCUGGAGGAGGGGUUGACGCCAGGUAUUUGGUGUUCCCACAGGGCGGCUGCCAAAGUACAGUUGGCCGCUCUGCAGCUGCUGCACGAUCAUGGCUGCCCCUUGAGCAUGGACGUGGUCGGAGCUGCGGCCGCGGAGGGACACCUGCAUGUGGUGGUCUGGCUGGUGGAGGAGGUGCUGGGGCCAGCAGGGGUGCAGCUGGAGAAUGGGGUUUUCAGCUCGGCGGCAAAGUCGUGCAAGAUAGCCCUGCUGUCCUGGCUGCGGGGUCAGGGAUGCCCCUGGGAUGCCAGCGUGUACGCUGGAGCUACUGAGGCUGGAUGCGCGGAGGCGUUGGAAUGGCUCACGGAGCAGGGCUGCCCCAUGCAGGAGGACGGAACCCCCUACGUGAAGGCUGCCCGCAACGGAGACCUGGCCACGCUGCGUUGCCUUCGGCGGCUGGGCUGCCCCUGGGGACCGCCGGGGCUGGUGUUUGCGCGCUGCAUCAGGGAUGUCUGUGAGCUGCCAGUGCUGGGGUUCCUGCUGGAGAGCGGCUGCCCUGCAGACUGGGAUGUGGUGGCAGCGGCGGUAGAGGAAAUAGUGCAGCAGAUGUACCAGACAGGAACUCAGAAAGCUGAGGAGCGGGCGAGGGUCUUACUCCAAUGGCUGCAAGAGAACAGUGAAGGGCGGGUGCCAGCCACACACAGCACCUGAGCGCGUGGAUGCAUGCUUCAACAGGGGGAGGGGGGGCGACAUCAUGGGCUCCCUGCGUGUGCUUGCGUGUGCCUGGCUGUAGCGUGCAGAACGCGGGAUAAGGUGGUGUGAGUUGCGGUGGGUAAGGCUGGUU